CGCGUGACGACUGCCCCAUCUGCCACACCAAGUGACGACGCUCGCCAUGGCCGACCCCAGGAUCGCUCUCCAGCCGCUCGCGCACCCGAUGUAUCAGCCGCGGACGCCGGAGAUGACGCCGGUGGCGGCGCCGUCGCCAUCGACCAAAGCCCUCCUCUUCCGCCUCUGCCUCUAUGGCUUUUUCGUCGAGCUCAAGCCGUCCGAGGCGUACCUCAACCAGUUUCUGACCCAGGACAAGGGCUUCACCAACGAGCAGACCAACGACGAUAUCUACCCGUGGUUUUCGUACGGCAAGCUGGCCAUGCUCCUGGUCCUGCCGCUCGUCGUCGAGCGCUUCCAGUACCGGACCGUGCUCAUCAUCGAGUCGUGCGGCUUUCUCUGCACGCGGCUGCUCCUGAUAUACGGCACGUCGCUCUUCCUCAUGCAAGUCAUGCAGGUGACGUACGCCGUCGGCACCGCGACCAAAAUUGUCUACUUGACCAUCAUCUACCGCCAAGUCCCUCGCGACGAGUACCACCACGCGACCGCGCUCGUCUGGACGGCGCAGCUCGCCGGCAAGUUUGCCGCGGGCCUCCUCGGCCAGGUCUUGGUGACGCAACACGUGAGCCUCCUGUCGCUCAACUAUGUGUCGUUUGCGAGUGUCGCGAUCUCGCUCGCCCUCGCCUUGAGCCUUCCGCAUGACAAGGCGGACGUGGCGAUCGUCGCCGCGUCGACGACGAUCGAGAAGCGGCCGUUCGCGCGCCGGGAGACGGCCGAUAGCAACCUCAGCGUCGAGAGCAGCGUCCAAAUCCGACCGCACAUGCACCGCAAGUCGGCCUCGAGCCCGCCGCCGAGCGUCUGGCACUGGACCAAUAUCCUCGGGCUCACCUGGAUCGUUCUCACGUGCGGCUCCAAUCUGUUCCAAAACUACAUUCAAAACCGGUGGACCGACUUUACACUGUCAACCACGGAGAAUGGCAUGAUGACGGCGCUCUUCACACUGGCGGGCGCAAGCGCCACGAUCCUCAUGGCGCGUCUCUCCAAGACGCUGCCGCGGUCCCCCACGGGUCUGCGCAUGCUCUUGCUCCUUGGGUCCGUUGGGCUCGUCGUCGCGUCGCUUCGGCAGACGUUGGUCGAGAGUCUAUGGCGUUCGUACCUCUGGUACAUUGCCUACGGCGCCAUCUUUUACGCGCUCAUUACGACGGUGAGCGCCGAGCUCGCGCUGCAGUGCACGACCAAUGACUUUGCCAAGAUGUUUGCGAUCGUGUCGCUCUGCGCGUCCGUCCUCGAGACUAUGCUCACGUUCGUGCUGCAAGGCACGACCAACGGCGUGAGCACGUGGUUCGGCACCGUGACCGUCCUCCACGGCCUCCUCCUCGCCUUUGAUUUGUACGUGUGCUGCCGUGUCCCGCUCGAGCCCCUCCGCGCCGAGCCGACGGCGUAA
Messenger RNA from Saprolegnia parasitica CBS 223.65, 1423 nucleotides. RefSeq lists its product as hypothetical. Lineage: Eukaryota; Oomycota; Saprolegniomycetes; Saprolegniales; Saprolegniaceae. Gene Ontology annotation, molecular function: vitamin transmembrane transporter activity. The transcript has 8 exons. Gene Ontology annotation, biological process: vitamin transport; transmembrane transport. The coding region runs from base 47 to 1423 and encodes 458 amino acids. The record is from RefSeq and is a predicted model, not a curated record. Gene Ontology annotation, cellular component: plasma membrane.